AUGUUUAUCUCAUCAUGGGCAGACAUAACUCGUACUGGAACUCCGUCUAUGUUUCCCUCACUUGAAAGAUCAUAUCUCAAUCCGAGGCGUCCACCCAUUUAUUCGUCAUCUAUUGACAAUGUGUUUGCACCCUUUUUACCCCCAUCCAAGACUGUAAAUGACCAAAAUGAUGAUGAUGGAGACCAUUUACUCGUUAAUCGCAUAUACUACGUUGAAGGUGAGCAAAUUAAAAGGCUACAACUGUUGGCAAGUGAAAAUGGAUGCAUGAGGUCAAAGGUAAAGGCAUUUACCUCCUUCUUGUAG
Lactuca virosa is the source of this 303-nucleotide messenger RNA. The record is from the annotation of a GenBank genome assembly. Lineage: Eukaryota; Viridiplantae; Streptophyta; Magnoliopsida; Asterales; Asteraceae.